AUGACGACUGAUGGCGCUGCAGUUAUGGUCAAGGUUGGACGCAUUCUCCCUGUCCCGCACCAUCAAUUGUGCCUUGCACACGCUGUACAGCUGGCUGUACUGGAUGUUUUGUAUAAAAACUCACCACAAACAGAAACAUGUGAAGAUACAGGCAGCUGCUCUGACUCAGAUAUUGAAGAAGACGGCGAAGACGGAUUUGUAAUCGAACGCACAAGAGAACGAAGACUGUUAAUCGACGAUUACAAAGCCAUAAUUAAAAAAGUUCGAUCAGUGGUUAAGAUUUUUAAAAAUUCACCAACAAAAAACGACGCCAUGCUUCAAAAAUAUGUGCAAGCUGAAUUUGGCAAAGAAUUACAACUCCUUCUAGACUGCAGAACUCGAUGGAACAGUCUAGCCACUAUGUUGGAACGUUUCUUAAAACUAAAAUCAUGCAUACAGAAAGCAUUGAUUGAUGUUAAGUCUGAUAUAUCAUUCUCAGACACAGAAAUUGCAUGUCUUCAAAACCUGCAUACCUGUUUAGACAUGAUCAAAAGUACAGUAGAAGUACUCUGCCGCAGAAAUUCCACCAUUCUCACAGCCGAUACAGCUCUAAAAUUUUUAGUAAAAUCAUUAGAGAACCAAUACAGUGUUACUGGCGAAAAACUGGCAAAUUCUCUAAAAAGGAGAAUCAAAGAGAGACGCCUCUACAAGGUUGUUGGCGCCCUACAAUACUUACAGAAUCCUAACCAAUUUAUGAAUGGAACUGAGGAAGAUGACGAUACAUACCAAAAACCAACUUAUGAUGAAAUGAAAAAUUUGAUCUGUCAAACUGCAGCUUUAAAUGGUGAUAAUUGCACAUCUACUUCAGCGAACAAGAACUCCAGUUCAGAAACACCUUGUGAAUCUGAUUCCGAAACACCAUCGCUGAGUUUUAAAGAGCUGCUAGAUCGGCAUAUUAUAUCCCUUGCAAGUGAUAGUAGAGAUCCUCAACCUCACCCAUCGAGUUCACCCAGCGGAUCUGAUUUGCCUACAUUAAUUCAUGUCGAAAUGGCAUUGUAUGAGAAUGGGGGUGGUUGUGGAGAGAUCCUUAAAACAGUUCUAAACAGGUUGUUGGCUAUACCGCCAACGAGUGUUGAGUCGGAAAGGGCGUUUUCUACUGCUGGGAUAUUUUGCAACAAGAUGAGAUCACGUCUAAACGACGACACCCUUGACGGCUUUAUGUUUCUAAGAUCUCGAUUAUUAAAGAAUACCGCCUAG
Molecule: messenger RNA, 1236 nt
Organism: Ostrinia furnacalis (Asian corn borer)
Lineage: Eukaryota; Metazoa; Arthropoda; Insecta; Lepidoptera; Crambidae
Exons: 1
Coding region: 1-1236 (411 amino acids)
Molecular function (GO): protein dimerization activity
Source: RefSeq, a predicted model, not a curated record